AUGACCGACGCUACGACUUCUGGUAUCGACAAUGCGGACCUCCCAACAGUCGAAAUUACUACACUGCCUACGGCAAUGUCCGCUGCCGCUUUCCUGGGAAUUGCAUGGUACCUUUGCGCUGAACUCAACGUCCGCCUCAGUAUUCGGGCGUCGCGGCGUCGCAGCCUUUACUUUUGGGCCUGCCUUGUGUGUUCCUGGGGUAUAAUCAUCCAUUCCAUCACCAUCACUUUGAACGACUUCAAGGUCUGGGAAACUUAUGGCUCCAUCGUUAUCAUCCACCUCACAUGGUGUUCCUAUGUGGUUGCACAGUCGGUCGUGCUCUACUCGCGCCUGAACUUGGUCUUGAAGAGUGAACGAAUCGGUUACUACGUACUUUAUAUGAUCGUUGUCAACUCGUUCAUUUUCGGGCUCGGUACAGUUAUUUUCGGGCUGGUCGCUCGACACCCCGGAAUGAUCACAAAGCUCUCAAGAGCGAACAUUAUCUGGGAUAGAGUUCAGCUCGCCGCUUUCUUCGUCCAAGAGACAUUGAUCGGCCUACUCUACAUCCGCGAGACCGCGACACACCUCAAGAAUAUGACGCUCCUGGGCACCAAUCGCAAAACAACCCGCCGCCACCUCCGGCACUUGAUCUCUGUCAACAUCUUCAUCAUCAUCCUCGACUGCAGCUUGAUGGGCCUUUGCUACUCAGGGUUCUUCUUCCUACAAGGCUUUUACAAAGUCGCGGUGUACGCGAUCAAGUUGCGCACAGAGUUCACAAUCUUGAACCAGCUUCGGUCCUCCCUACCUGGCGCAUCCACACAUGGAUCAGAUUAUGUAUCUGGAAGCAGGCACCUGCCAAGGGCGAAUCAAGAUGCGCGUCAGCAAGGAAGUCAGGAUAGCGAUGUCGAGAUGUUCGCAAUGGCGUCGCAAAUAAGGGAGAUACGAGUACAAAAGGAUAUAGUCAUCUCUUCGACUAGGAGAGAAGACAGUGACAGCAUUGAAAGGGUACGUCCUUGA
Messenger RNA from Cucurbitaria berberidis CBS 394.84, 996 nucleotides. RefSeq lists its product as uncharacterized. The transcript has 2 exons. The record is from RefSeq and is a predicted model, not a curated record. Lineage: Eukaryota; Fungi; Ascomycota; Dothideomycetes; Pleosporales; Cucurbitariaceae. The coding region runs from base 1 to 996 and encodes 331 amino acids.